Cicer arietinum (chickpea) is the source of this 657-nucleotide messenger RNA. RefSeq lists its product as uncharacterized. NCBI's taxonomy places the organism in Eukaryota, Viridiplantae, Streptophyta, Magnoliopsida, Fabales, Fabaceae. The record is from RefSeq and is a predicted model, not a curated record.
AUUGAGUGUAGAGUAUAAAGUAUUACCUUUACACUCAACUUCAGUUCAUUCUCCACUGUUCAACUCCGACCCCACCCAUCACCAUCUUUCUUCCUUACAUCAGAAUCGCCAUCUUCUCUCCUUAAUUUAUCAAAUCAACCUUUAAGGUGGUUGGAAAGAAAGACAUGGGUGGCAAGGCACCAAGUUGGUCAGACCAAUGGGGAACAGGUGGGUUUGGUAGUGAUGAGUAUGAGGAUAGUGACAUGAUGAAGAAGAAUGAUAAGGGCAGUGCAAGUGGCAAGAAGAUGGCAGAUGCAAAAGCUAUGGCAUCAGUUGGAAUGGACAAAGCCAAAACAGCUGCUGUGGUAAGUGCUCAGAAAGUGAAGAGUGGCACUUCUGCUGGUUUCAAAUGGGUCAAGAAUCAGGUUCAGAAAAGGACUUCCAAGUGAAAACUCACCCAUUUGCUUCAUUUCAUGUUUUUGUUAAAUACAACAUUGGUGCUCCAACAUAGUGAUUGAUUAUUAUGAUUUGGUUUUUAAUUUGGAGUACAGAAGUUCAUAAUAGUUUCUUGUUAUUUCUAUUUUUCAUUUGUUUAUAGGAAAAAUGUGGAAUAUUAUAACCUUGUUUUCUUCUAUCUUUCUGGGAUUGGUCAGUCAAUAGAUAAAUUUUACAGUUUUA